Cynara cardunculus var. scolymus (artichoke) is the source of this 698-nucleotide messenger RNA. RefSeq lists its product as uncharacterized. NCBI's taxonomy places the organism in Eukaryota, Viridiplantae, Streptophyta, Magnoliopsida, Asterales, Asteraceae. The transcript has a single exon. The annotation marks the transcript as partial. The record is from RefSeq and is a predicted model, not a curated record.
AUGUCUUUGACAAAGGAAUGUAGUGCCCUUCUUACUUGCAAAAUUCCCCCAAAAUUAAAAGACCCGGGAAGUUUCACCAUCUCGUGCUCUAUUGGAGGGAAAGAAGUAGGUCAUGCCUUGUGUGACCUUGGGGCAAGUAUAAAUCUCAUGCAUUUGUCCAUUUUUAAUCAGUUGGGAAUUAGGGAAGUUCAACCUACUAUCGUGACUUUGCAAUUAGCGGAUAGGUCCUUGGCAUAUCCGAAAGGUAAAAUUGAAGACAUCUUGGUAAAAGUGGACAAAUUCAUCUUUCCAGCCGACUUUCUAGUGUUAGAUUAUAAAGCCGAUAGAAAUGUUCCGAUCAUCUUAGGAAGACCCUUUCUUGCUACGGGUAGGACAUUAAUUGACCUACAAAAGGGUGAGUUGACCAUGAGUGUAAACGACCAACAGAUGACUUUCAAUGUGUUUAAGACUCUUAAGUUCAAUGGGGAGAUUGAGGAUUGUUCGUCUAUUUACUCAGUAGGUGAAGAUUUAGAUCUAAGUUUGAUCGACUGUGUCCACAGUGGAGACACUGUGGGUACGGCAGAAGACAUUUGUGAAGAAGACUUACUUGAGGACAUAACUGCCUUUGAACAAUUAGAUUUUAAAGAUAUACCAACCCAAACCCCGUCCAUUGUAGAAGCACCCGAUUUGGAGUUAAAACCACUGCCUUCACAUCUUAA